CUGCUGAGCUCCUCUUCAUAGAUUCAGCAUUACGACAGACAAAUUUGGGAAGAAUAUAAUUCGUCGGUUAUUGAGAAGAGUUGAGAGGUCAUUUCGUCAACAGGAGCCAUUACUGUUUGAAAAUACUAAUCGAUCUGACGACUUACUGGCCGAGUAAGCGAAAGAAACCCAGCACAUAGCAAUGAAGCUCAUCUUGGUGUGUCUCGCGUUUUUGCUUUUCCAACAUGUCAGCGGGUGGCGUCGUAGACGACGACGUAGAUCACCUCCCCCCACGCCACCACGAAACUGUCAGGUAGGACCAUGGUCUGGGUGGAGUGCGUGUACUCAUCACUGUGGCAACGCAGGGACACAAAGACGAACAAGGGGGAAGACUGUGGCCGAAUGUUGCGGGGGGACGUGUACGGCUCAUUUUAGCGAGACGAGGGCGUGCAACCGAAACGCGUGUCGUAACGGAGGGAGACCCACUCAUGGCCAUUGCAUUUGUAACGCGGGGUGGACAGGCACUUGCUGUGAGAGGGACGUCAACGAAUGCCUGAGAAAACCAUGUCAGCACAAUUGCCACAACGUUCUUGGGAGUUACACGUGUAGCUGUUAUUCAUGUUACACUAAAGUUGGAACCAAAUGUGAGCUACGACAAUGCCGUAUUGGGAACGUGUGUUAUCCCUACGGUAGAAUAAACCCCGGAAAUAAGUGCCAGGAUUGUCAGAAAGGGAGAGAGACCGUCUGGACCAACAACAAUGCCUUGUCGUGCAGUGACGGCAACUUGUGUACAAGAAAUGAUCGCUGCGUGAACGGCGCGUGCAGAGGAACUGCAUUCACGUGCAGAUCAUGUGAAAGCUGCGAUGGAAAUGGAUGCAAGAUUAAGCCUGGUUACUGUGUGAUUGACGGGAGAUGUUAUAGAAACGGGAAUCUCAGGCCUGGAAAACCAUGUCAGCAAUGCAACAGUAACAACCCCACGAGAUGGACGGCGAACAACAAUCUCAAGUGCAGUGAUAACAACGUGAAAACAAGGAAUGAUCGCUGUGUGAAUGGAGAAUGUCGUGGGCAGCCUUACACGUGCCUGCCAUGCCAGGAUCAUCACAACGACGCGUGCAGACUCAAGUCUGGGUAUUGCAUCAUCAAGCAUAACAAUGUGGACACGUGUUAUCGCGCCAAUACAGCAAAACCUGGAAACCCAUGUCAGUGGUGUCAUCCAGGUACAACGACAUCAGCUUGGACGAACAGAAAUGGUAUUUCUUGUGAUGACGGACAGAAGUGCACGCGAUCCGACAAAUGUACAAAUGGUCAAUGUGGUGGAAUCAGCUUCAAAUGCAAUUCAUUGUGUCAAUAUUGCAAUGGAAAUGAUUGCAGUUUACACACAGGUUUUGGAUAUGUGGCGGGGAAGUGUACCUGUAAAAUAGCAGGUAAAGAUUACAACCAUCAACAACUUAAUCCGAGCAAUGAAUGUCAGUGGUGUGAUUUGUACCACAAAGCUUCCAAAGCUAGUUCUAUGUGGGCGAACAGACCCGCGCUCGCUUGCAAUGAUGGCAACGCUUGUACCAAGCAAGAUCUUUGUAACAACGGUCGAUGUGUGGGCAAGGCAUACAAUUGUAGAUCAUCAUACCCGCAGUCCAGUUGCAUACAUCGUUCCGAGUGUGUGGGCGACGGUACAUGUAGGGAUAUCAUGAGAAACAAGGGAACAAUAUGCCAGCCAGCUGUGGAUAAGUGUGACCAGCCUGAAAGGUGCAAUGGUGUGCUGGGAACAUGCUCUUCAAGAAUUGUUGAUAAGAUUACACUUUCUUCCGGCCAGAUUGUUCUAACUCUUCCAAACUUUGCAAAUGCCAUCGCCUAUCAGUCAACCACGGAUAAAUUGUACCUCAAACUGACUGGUUUCACGGUCACCUGUGGCGCUCUCAAUAUUAAAUGGUCUUUAUUGAAAAGCAAAGAUAGCUGUGCUCUUGGGAAGAACCCAGGCAGUCUGACAAACUCGAUCAACCACGUCCUGAGCGGGUUGACUCUGAGAAACAGCGAGAUAUAUAAGGUUGUCGUCCAGGCUUAUGAUAUGCGCGGACAAUCUGGGCUACCUGUGUGCAGCAACGCGCUUACCAUAGAUACCAGCAAACCAAGCGGAGGAUGGAUCCGCGAUGGCCUGGGAUCCAGCGACGUCCAAUUCCAGUCAAGUAAAAAGAUCAGUGCAAGUUGGGGAGGCUUCAAAACUACUCAUGGCAUAGCGAAAUACGAAGUGGCUGUGUACAGCAAAAACAAUCCCCUACAAACAUUCACCAACGUCAAUCUUGCGGCAUCCUUUACAAAAACCUUUUCAGCGAUAACAGAUGGUAGUAAAAUCGUCACAAAAGUUAGGGCAUUUACAAAAGCCGGGCUGUAUUCAGAAAUCUUCAGCAAUGGUGUGACCGUUGAUACAUCCAAUCCUACACCGGGAAAGGUGAUAGAUGGGAACUCGAAUGAUCUCAAGUAUGCGAGCUGGACUGCGACCUACAAUGCAAGCUGGACGUCGUUCACGGAUCCCCACGCACCUAUUGUUGAAUACAAAUUGGCUGUGAAACGAAAAAAUGCCGGGUUGGUUGGAUCCGGGUUUACCUCGGUGGGUUCGAAACGUGCCGGUAGCAUAUCGGGAUUAAGACUAACCUCUGGGAUCGAAUAUUGCGCCAUUGUUGAAGGUAUGAAUGCUGCCGGACUUAGCUCCCAGGCUACUUCCGAUUGUCUUCUCAUUGACCACGAUGCACCGCGACCUGGAACGGUCAACGAUGGAACCUCGGGGGAUAUCGACUACCAAUCGGGAGACAACGUAUUCCACGCGAACUGGAAUGGAUUUAGCGACGGACAAAAGGGAAGCGGAAUUGCGGAAUAUAGAUACAAGUUGACGGACAAAAAGACCAGCCAAGUUAUCACUCAGUGGGCAUCUUCCGGUCUUCAAACGAAAGCUACCAUCACUGGGUUAAACCUUGCAAAUGGCAACACGUAUUUUAUCACAGUACGGGCUGUUGAUAAAGUCGGCCAUUACACGGAGGCGAGUUCAGAUGGCAUCUUUAUCGAUACGACUCAUCCAGUUUAUACAGGUAGCAUUAGCGUUCAGGGCGAGACAGCUCAAAAGGGUGGAGAGACGUUGGUUUAUAUCAGAAGCAAAGAGUCAGUGACAGUCUCCUGGCCCCAGUUUUUGGACGAACAUAGCGGAAUGCUGAAGUAUCAGUGGUCAAUUGUCGAGAAAAAUAAAAAGCCUUCGUCGUGGAAAGAUGUCCCUGGAGUGAAUUUAGCUACAAAGGCAGUUUUAAGCUCGCUGUCGCUAACAAACAACAAAGAAUAUCAACUCACAAUACGUGGAAUUAACAACGCAGGACUUUACGCUGACAUAAAAUCACCCAUUAUCAUCCCUUUAAGUAUACCAACUAAUCUCGGCUCGGUCUCGGAUGGCGAGGACCCGACGACAGACAUCGACUACCAAACAAACACCUCCGAAGUUCACGCGACGUGGAAAGGUUUUGAAACGCCGAGCGUGAAGGUUCGAGCGUACUUUUACGCAGUCGGCAGCUGCAUAAAAGGAAACUAUCACGUCACCAAUAACCAGUUUACACCGGUUAGUCCAGCUACGACAACCUCGCUUGAAAUGCGAGAACUGAACUUGGUCAACGGUCAGAAAUAUUGCGUGAAAAUCAAAGCAGAGAAUCUGGCCGGAGUUCAAACAGAGGCUGUCUCCUCGGACGGAUUCGUCGUGGAUGUGACCCCCCCUGAUCUUUCACGGGCGAUGGUAUUAGACGGUAGUGGAGAUGAUGACAUCGAUUACCAAUCAAGCAGGGGGGAGUUGUCAGCAACGUGGAAAGGAAUCCGGGACGAUGACUCCGGGAUACAUCAUUUCGAAGUUGCUGUCAGUCGGAAUAGAGUUGGUGCGCCAGAUGUGACGUCAUUCAAUGACGUAGGCCGCAAUACGUCAGCUAAAAUAUCUGAGCUAACUUUGAAUGAUGAAGUGUAUUACAUUAUAGUUUGUGCUGUAAAUAACGCCGGAUUGAAGUCAUGUUUAGCGUCUGAUGGUGUCCUCAUUGAUCCAACUCCGUCGACGUCUGGUGUGGUGCAUGACGGGAUACUAGAACCGGAUGUGCGCUAUCAGUCGUCGACAAAGAAGAUGAGCGCAAACUGGGAACGAGUGUGGGAUUUGGAGAGCAGAGUAGCGCGAUUUGAAUGGGGGAUUGAGAAAGACGACAAUGGAGUUGUGCUAGAUUUUGUCAAUGUUGGUCUUCAAACUCAUGUAACAAGUCACAAGACGUUACCUCUAAAACAUGGACAUAACUACACAGUGGUGUUGCGUGUUUAUAACAGAGCUGGUGGUAUGCGAGAAUUGAAAUCAAAUGGUGUCACUAUUGAUACCACCCCUCCUGUACCAAGUCACAUUACGCUGGGAUCUGAGUGGCGCUUCAACAAGGAAACUGGUACUUACUAUACAUCCACUGCUUCAGGGAUAUACGUGACUUGGAAGGACUUCAAGGAACGCGAAAGUAAAGUAUGGUACUAUAAGUGGUCAAUAGGGACAACAAAAUGUGGCACCCAGCUUCAGCCGCUUAUCAAUAUUGGCUCAUCUACGCGCGCAAACACGACCGGAAGUGAGUUGAACUUUCGACCUGGGACGCCGUAUUACGUCACUGUCGUUGCGCGAAAUCGGGCUGACCUCGUGUCACGUGCUUGCUCAUCACCACUGCUUUUUGACUACACGCCACCUAUUGCUGGUCGCAUCCAGAUAACUUCGCGAGCUGGGGUUGAGAAAAGCUAUUUCAGUUCUACGGAAGAUCCUCCGCGUAUGGGCUGGUCCGGUUUUUAUGACUUGGAAAGUGAUAUAGAGAAAUAUAAGAUCUCCGUCGUAAAAUCAAAUGCAUCUCUGAAAAAUUAUGCUUUUAAUUCUAGCAACGCCCUUUACGAUGUUCCCCUCGGUAAUUUGUCUCCAGGAACAGGAUAUUCGGUAGUCCUCAAAGUCAUUAAUUAUGCGGGACUUGAAACCGCAGUUUAUUCAAAGCCGUUCGCGAUUGAUGACAGUCCGCCAUAUUACACUGGCCGCGCUCCAAGACAGGAAUUUCAAUCCGAUACCACGUCAGUUGAGAUUGCUUGGGAACCUUUCUCGGACAACGAGAGUCCCGUAGAAUUCUACGAAAUCGGUCUGGGAACAAGCGCACUGCAGGACGACAUUCAUGAGUUUACCAGAACUGGUUUGCGCACAUACGUAAAGCUUUCUGGCUUGGAUCUCAAGGAUGAUCAGACAUAUUAUGUCACAGUAAGGGCAAGUAAUGCAGCCGGGCUAAGAAGAUCGCUUCUUUUGAAAGAAAUAGAGAUUGAUAAAACUCCUCCAACUGGGAAAAACGACAGUGUGAAAGAUGGUCUUUCAGGGAGCGACGUUGAUUUUAUAAAUUCAAAUGAUACAGUUUCCGCUACUUGGGAAAACAUAGAGGAACAACAGAGUUUUAUGAGUUUGUUUGAAUACUGUGUUGGUACCACGCCGUACAACUGUCUCAUCAAGUCGUUCACUCAGAUAGGCCUCAACAAAUCGUUUCAAUGCGACGACUGUAGAAUAAAGUCAGACAUGAAAGUGUUCGCAAGAGUUCGGGCAACAAACGCCGUCGGUUUGUCUGCCAUAUUUGUUUCUGAUGGCGUAACCGUUGACUCCAGUCCUCCCGAAAUAGGCCGUGUUCUUGAUGGGGAAAGCGCGGAAAGUCCCGACGUAGAGAAGGUCGAUCGUGAUUGGUUACCCACAGUCACGUGGUACGGAGCACAGGACAUUCAAAGUGGCCUUCGAGAUUGUGAGUGGAUCAUCGUGAAGCAUGAUGGUAAUGGAAUGUCAAUCGCUUAUGUAAAGAUGCUUGAUAAGGUCAACAUAACUUAUAAUAAUCGUCAUACAGAAAGAGCCACUUCUCAACUAGAAUUAGCGAAAAAUGCCUCGUAUGUCAAUGCAAUUCGCUGUUCGAAUAACGCUGGUAUCAUUCAUUACCAGUACUCGAAUGGUUGGUCUGUAGUCGACGAAUGGCCAGUGACAUCAUAUGUUAACGAUGGGCUCGGAUCAUCUGAUUUAGAAUAUGACGUCACCGGCAAAACCCUUGGUGCAUCAUGGGGCCAAUUCCACGGAGAUUCCAAGGACCCGGUGAUCCGAUACGAGUGGGCAGUGGGGACUUUAGGGACACCUGAUGAUAUCAUGGAUUUCACGGAUGUUGGAUUAGAUACAAGAGCUUCGAAAUCACUGACUGAUGGCGAGAUCGUUCUGGAUACCGGUGUGAGGUGUUACGUCACAGUGCGCGCUACGACAUUGAGUGGGAGGACUAGUAACAAAUCGUCAAACGGAUUCAUCGUUGAUACGACUGCACCGACAGUUGGUGUUGUUAAAGUGUCUCACAAGAUUAUAAAACAGGAAACAAAUGAAGUGGAUUACACCCUAACUUGGAGUGGUUUUAGAGAUUUAGAGACGGGGAUAAGAAAGUUUGAGUUUUGUCUGGGUUAUAUCAAAGAUGUUUGCUCAACCGUUUUGACGACUGCCGGCUUGGACCAACAAGGAACUGUGCAGCAGUUCACCCCAGCUGAUCUAGCUACGCCAUUCUACGGUAUUGUCAUAGCAACAAACAAUGCAGGCUUGACAACGAUCGUCAGUUCGGAUUCGAUCAAGAUUGACUUCACCCCUCCCAUUCCUGGGACUGUCAUUGAUGGAUUGCACAAGGACUUGGACAACAUCGCAAUCGAUACCGCCCUAAUUAGCACAUGGUCCGCAUUCACCGACCCAGAGACUGGUAUCGAGAGAUGUACGCUGACCGUGAUUGAGAAAAGCCCUAAAAACGAAGACUUCCCUGUUUUAAGGAAACUCGUCAACGCUAGUGGAUCCAUAACUCAUAAGUUUAUUGUAGUCCCUGGCUUAAGAUAUGUAUCUACCGUAGAAUGUAGAAAUCCUGACGGCUUUAAGACUUCAGUGUCGUCUGACGGCAUACUUUGUGAUGGAACUCCUCCUAUCGUGGGCUCAAUAUUUCACAGAACCGCCCAAAACCAAAGUUCGGAAAGUGAUUACCAGUUUUCGACGAGCAAUCUCGAAGUGUACUGGAACCCUGGCCGCGAUCCCGAAAAUGGAAUUCAGGAGUAUUUGGUGGCCGUGGGUUCUGGAGCCGACCGCGAUGAUGUGCGCGGGUUUUUCUCAGUUGGCAUGGCAACUGAGGUUAAGAUCGUGAAUCUUACUAUGAACUCUGGAUCCACAUAUUACGUCACAUUAGAAGUCGUAAAUAACGCUGGCAUGACGUCACGUGCUUCGUCGAAUGGCAUUACCGUGGACGCCACACCACCAGUUAUAACUAAGGUUGAACUGCAGUCAUCUCGAACAGCACCAGAUCUUAUCGGUCCAGGUGAUUACCUUAGCGGGGAAUGGAACAGUUACGAUGGUGAAAGUGAUAUCGACUUUACUGAAUACUGCUUUGGUACAACCCAGGGUGGUUGCCAGGUAGCAAACAUGCAACGUGUCCCUGGCAACGAGACUAGCGUUACCUGCUUUGAAUGCACUCUAAAACACAUGUAUACCUACUUCAUGACUGUGCGAGUUUGGAACAGGGCGGGACUAUUCAGUUUGGCCCACAGCAAAGGGGUGACCGUAGACUUGACCCCGCCAACAUCUGGUGAGAUUUCACUAAAACCCCUCUAUAUGCCUUGUUUGGAAACCUGCAGACUGGGAGCAACAUUUGGAGGUUUUAUUGACAACGAAAGUGGAAUUAAGGAUUGUAAAUUCAGGAUAAAAACAGCCAACGGGUCGAGUGUCACUACAGCGCAAGCAACAAGCACUAAGAAUCGUUUAAUAGCAAGUAACCUCACACUCAAACAUGGAGAAAACUACAAGAUUACAGUCGUUUGUACGAAUAAUCUCGGUGAGAAAAGCGAGGAAGUUGACUCUCAGCUAGUACGAAUUGAUAACAGCCCACCAGAAAAGGGAUUUGUUAUAAUCAGUCCUGAUCGAAAUCACGACAUAUUACGUCAUCAUACGGGAUGUCACUUCCUCAACACGACAUUGCGCGUUUACUGGUCGGGUUUCCAUGACGACGAAUCCGAUAUUGCUGGAUUCAGGAUCGCUAUUGGCCGAGCCCCACUGAGAUAUGACGUCAUGCCUUUCCGAAACUUCGCCAUCGACUCCGAGGCUAAAUUCGAUUUAAAUGAAAAUUAUGGUUUGUCCAAAGGCGACACGAUAUUCGGAACAGUAGAGGCAACGAACAAAGCAGGACUUACCACCAAAGUUUCGUCACCAGCCACGCGACUUCUCUCUGAUAAAGACAGUACCUUACUUAACGAAGGAGAUUUCCAAUGUGUAAAUGUUUGAACUUUGAAAGAAAUGAUGGCUUUAGGCCUGUCGAGCUUUUCAUGUGCUGAAUAGAGUGCAUAUCACUGCAAAUGAACUUAAAGAAAGACUUCAUGAUAACAUUAGGUUUGGCACAUGAAAAGUUCAACGUCUUAAACGGGUUAUACUUAAGUACAAUUUGUUUUAGGAAUAUUUAUGUUUUGUGUAUUGGUGGGUUUCAGAUUCAACGAUCAUAGAAUCAGUUAUCCAGUGUAGUUGUUCACCAAGUUUUUUUUGAAAUUAUUAGCGGCCUUGCAACGUUAGCCGAAAAAAUAUUCUCCGGACUAUUUCAAUUAGAUAUUAGGGAUUUUAGGACGCAUUUCCAGCAUCUUUUUCAGUGUAAACUAGUUAUUUUAUAGGAAUGACUGGAAGCAAAUUGAUUGCUGAAAUAUUUAACGUGCAUUAUCUACGUUGAAAAAUCAAA
Molecule: messenger RNA, 8750 nt
Organism: Dendronephthya gigantea
Lineage: Eukaryota; Metazoa; Cnidaria; Anthozoa; Malacalcyonacea; Nephtheidae
Exons: 11
Coding region: 182-8308 (2708 amino acids)
Molecular function (GO): protein binding; calcium ion binding
Source: RefSeq, a predicted model, not a curated record